CCAACAAAGCCUACCAUGUAUAUAUAUAUAUUCAUCGUCUUCUCUACUAUAAAGCACCACCAUCCUCCAUUGUCCUGCCAUGGCGACAAUGAGAAUAUUAGCAUUUCUCAGCAUCCUGUCAAACUUAUUGCUGCUGGUGCUGGGUCAUGUUGUAGGGAAACCCAACGCCAAUGGCUUGACUAUCAAGCUCAUCCAUAGAGACUCACCAGCAUCACCUCUUUACCCUGGAAACACUACUUUCAUUGAAAGGAUUCAAAGACUCGUAAACCAAUCUAAAGCUCGUGCUGCAGGUGCUGGUUACCUGUCCGUACACCCUAAUGAGGCUAUUCGUGCGCCCAUUGCUAUUCAAGCAAAGUCUAUAUACAUGGUGAGACUUGGCAUUGGCACCUUCAAUGCAACUUUCCCUGCUCGGCCAUUCAAGGCAUACCACCUGCACAUGGACACUGGAAGCUCCGUCACAUGGACACAGUGUCAGGACUGUGCACUCCCUGGUAAUCGUUGCUUCCCUUGUAGUGAACCCCCUUUCCCCAACAGGCUUUCCACAACUUAUAGGCCUCUCCCUUGUAAUGUGCACCCACUUUGCAUACCCCAUCAAUGCAUUGGGGACUCAUGCUCCUACCAAUCGAGGUACCUGGAUGGUGCAUACACAAUUGGGAUUCUUGCAAGCGAAGCUUUCACUUUCCUUUCCGCUAGUGGCAGGCCUCAGACUAUUCCAAACAUAGUUUUUGGUUGCUCAAUUGACACUGCUGAUAUGCACUAUGGUGGGAAUGACAAUCAAGUAAACGGGAUAUUUGGGUUGGGAUGGGGCAUCCGUUCCUUUGUGAAUCAAAUACAAAAUCUGAGUCAUGGAACAUUCUCAUACUGCCUCAAGUUCAAUGAUGGCCAUGCCUUGGACACAUAUCUAAGGUUCGGGGGAGAUAUACCUCAACCAACAACAGUUUUACAGACAACUAAACUAGUCCAAUUUAAAAGCUCCCAGGCCUACUUUAUUGAGUUGCUAGGCAUCAGCAUUAAUGGGACAAGGCUUGACAUCAAUCCAGAGCUAUUUAGUUUACAAUUUGACGGUUCUGGAGGGUGUGCUAUAGACUCUGGAACUACUUUUACAACUAUCAUCAAGUCUGCUUAUGAUGUAGUAAUUAGAAAACUUCUGCUUUAUUUUUCGGGUUUCCCUAACAUGACAAGGACUAGGAUUUUUGAAUCAUGUUUUGAUCUUUGCUAUGAGCGCAGUGUGCCGGAAGGGUUCAGAGACCUUCCUGGUAUGACCUUUCAUUUAAGAAAUGCAGAGCUUGAAGUUGCACCACAAGGGACAUUUGUUGUGAAUCAGCUCGACUCUGGGGAAGAAGUCUUUUGUUUGGCGAUAGUUGGAGGUGAUCACGUUACUCUAUUGGGAGCAUACCAGCAAACAAACCAAAAGUUCAUAUAUGACAUUACAAGGAAGCAGUUGCAAUUUGCACCAGAGGAUUGUGCUCAAAAUGCUUAGAGCGUCUAUUAUUCUUUUGUUUGAGUUAUCAUAUAAAUGAAAUUAUCCAUUUGAAUAAACUCUCUCUAUCUAGCCUUUUUUUGACUCUCCUUUCACUUGGGCUCCAUUUGUUUUGACAUAAAAGGUUUUCUAUCAGCAAA
Molecule: messenger RNA, 1620 nt
Organism: Corylus avellana
Lineage: Eukaryota; Viridiplantae; Streptophyta; Magnoliopsida; Fagales; Betulaceae
Product: aspartic proteinase nepenthesin-1-like
Cellular component (GO): extracellular region
Source: RefSeq, a predicted model, not a curated record